UUGGGCCGGCGGUGGGCGGGGUGCGGGCGCUUGAGGCUGAGCGGCGGCGUGGGAAAGCGCCGCAGAAGCGCCGCGGGCCACGCGUCGCUUGGGUGCUCGCUCCCCGCCCGUGGCAGGGGCCGUGCCGCCGCCAUGAAGCGGCCGUGCGAGGAAACUACCUCCGACAGCGACAUGGACGAGACCAUAGACGUGGGGAGCGAGAAUAAUUACUCGGGGCAAAGUAGUGGUUCUGUGAUUCGAUCAAAUUCCCCAACAACAACGUCUCAGAUUAUGGCCAGAAAAAAAAGAAGAGGGAUUAUAGAGAAAAGGCGCCGUGAUCGUAUAAAUAACAGUUUAUCUGAAUUGAGGCGGCUUGUGCCAACUGCUUUUGAAAAACAAGGAUCUGCAAAAUUAGAAAAAGCAGAAAUACUGCAAAUGACAGUGGAUCAUUUGAAGAUGCUCCAGGCAACAGGAGGUAAAGGUUAUUUUGAUGCUCACGCUCUGGCCAUGGAUUUCAUGAGCAUUGGAUUCCGAGAAUGUUUAACUGAAGUUGCAAGAUACCUGAGCUCAGUGGAAGGUCUGGACACAUCUGAUCCACUAAGAGUUAGACUUGUGUCUCAUCUCAGCUCUUGUGCAUCUCAAAGGGAGGCUGCUGCAAUGACCUCAUCCAUGGCUCAUCACCAUCAUCCCUUGCAUCCUCACCACUGGACAGCAGCAUUUCACCAUCUCCCUGCCGCUUUGCUGCAGCAGAAUGGACUUCAUUCCUCUGACACCACUCCUUGUAGACUUUCAACAGCAUCGGAAGUGCCUCCUCAUGGUUCUGCUCUUCUCACGGCUACCUUUGCCCAUGCUGACUCCGCACUCAGAGUGCCCUCUGCUGGCAGUGUUGCUCCCUGUGUCCCACCUCUUUCUACCUCUCUUCUCUCGCUCUCUGCUACUGUACACGCUGCUGCUGCGGCUGCUCAGAGCUUCCCUCUGUCUUUUGCUGGAGCAUUCCCAAUGCUUCCACCUAGUGCAGCUGCAGCAGUGGCAGCUGCAACAGCAAUCAGCCCACCAUUAUGUGUAUCGGCAGCUUCCAGUCCUCAGCAAACUAGUAGUGGUGGAAAUAGUAAACCCUACCGACCCUGGGGGACUGAAGUUGGAGCUUUUUAACACACACACACACACACACACACACACGCCUUCUUUGGACUUCAUACCGUAGUUACUCAAUGUCCUUCCUGUUCAGUCAGAUUGAAGAUCUGUAUCCACACAAACACCCUUAUAGAUGCCUGUAAGCCAAUCAAGGAACAGUAAAGCUAUUCUAGUGUCAGACUUCAAAGAGGGCAUAUAGCAGUAUUGGGUAUAUUUUUCUUUGUUUUGCUUAAGACACCUUGGUGAGCAACAGUGGCGUUCAGAAACAUCAUACCCUGUAUGACCAUUUAAAAGUUUAUUGGGAAAUAUGUAGACUCUAGACCCAAUAAUCCUCUACCCAUGCAUCAUUAUUUGGCAGACAGAUGGGGGAUAGCGCAUCUAAAUUUCUCCUGAAGCUGGUCGAAAAGUUUGAGUUUCCUAAGUGCCUGACAUACAUGUGCAUUUUUCUAAAGCAAAUCACACUGCGAAAGUAUGAAAAAAAGAGAUUGAGGGGAGCAGGAAGGGGAGGAUCCUGCAUUAAGCUACAGACAUUUUGAUACAUUUCCAGGAAAGAGUGAACUCUACACUAACAGGUUUAUUUAGCCAAAAGGAUUGCUGAGAAAGAAUGUUCAGCUUGACAGGCCUAGUUUUAUCUCACCUAGUUGACUUUCUUUGUACAGACUUGCCAAAUGGUGACAUCUAGCAUAGCACUGGUAAAAGCAAUUAUCUUAUCAGCGCUUGGAUUGAUGAACAUUUCAGCACUGUCUGUGAGACUUGAGGCACUUUGUGUUUUUUGUUUUUUGUUUUUUUUUUAAAUGGCUUAGACUAUGGUGCUUGCUUGUCUUUGUACAAGCAAUGAAUUUAUAGUGCACACAGAAGUAGCUGCCUACUAAAAGCGUGCACAAGUCAAGACAGUUGAUCCAUGCCAAUACAAGAGACUCAAUUUUGUUAAGAGUUCAGAUUAACUUAUUUAGUUGCAUUUGGACAUUUAUUUUUAGCGGCCUCCUGAUUCCGUGCAAGAUCUCUCCUCUUUUCACUGUCAACUUCUGGAGGUAACGAUUUCUCUGGGUCUGAAUGAAGUUACUGUGGGGGUGUUAUUUUAAAUUGGCUUUUUACAUGCCAACAUUGUAAAUGUGGGUUUGAUUCCAAACCAAAAUGAAUGUACUAAAGGCAUAUCAGUAAAUUAUUUUGUCAGUACCCAGACAACUAGUGCGGCAUUAAAGGUUUUGCUUUCUUUUUUAUUACAGUGACUUAAAAUAACCUAAUAUUUUAAUACAUUGACUCAAGAAUUAGAGAUUUUAUGAAAAAAUAAAACACAGCAUGUAUUAUUAUGCACUUGAUUUCUCUGCUGUGUGGAGAAAGCAAUAAACAUGGGGAAUGUUAAACAUUAUGCAAAAUAUACUUUAAAAUAUUUGUUUUUAAAAUACUGUACCUAGUUGCUUUUUUGUGCAUUACUUUGUUUAACCUUUUUCUAUGCAAAAGUCUUUACAUAUCACUAAUUAAACCAAGUCCUUUUUGACUG
This is a messenger RNA of Dermochelys coriacea (leatherback sea turtle), 2614 nucleotides long. RefSeq names its product hes related family bHLH transcription factor with YRPW motif 2 (gene HEY2). Gene Ontology annotation, cellular component: nucleus. The transcript is spliced from 6 exons. Bases 133 to 1131 code for a protein of 332 amino acids. Gene Ontology annotation, molecular function: RNA polymerase II cis-regulatory region sequence-specific DNA binding; protein dimerization activity; DNA-binding transcription factor activity, RNA polymerase II-specific. NCBI's taxonomy places the organism in Eukaryota, Metazoa, Chordata, Testudines, Dermochelyidae. Gene Ontology annotation, biological process: Notch signaling pathway; regulation of transcription by RNA polymerase II; anterior/posterior pattern specification. The record is from RefSeq and is a predicted model, not a curated record.